AUGGAUGUCUUCAAUGCUUUUCUGCAAGGAGACCUAGAGGAGGAAGUUUACAUGGACCUACCACAAUGCUUCGGUCAGAGUGCCUAUGACUACUCCUUAUUCACUAAAAGGUCUGGAAGUGAGAUAGUGAUCAACCUAAGCUAUGUGGAUGAUCUAUUGCUAACAGGAAGUAGCAUAGAGCUCAUUAAUGAAGCCAAAUCAAUAUUGUAUAAGAAGUUUAAGUCACUAAAACCAGACAUUAGCUAUGCAGUACAAGUCUUAAGUCAGUUCAUGCAAGCUCCAAAAAGAUCUCACAUGGAUGUUGCUACUCAUGUGGUGAGGUAUCUCAAACAAGAGUCAGACAUGAGAGUGAUCAUGCAAAGACAACAAACAGAUGUCUUGGUUGGAUUCAGUGACUCAGACUGGGCAGCAUGCCUAAUGAGUCGAAGGUCAGUUAGUGGUUACCUUGUUAAGUUUAGAGAUUCCUUAAUCUCUUGGAGGUCAAAGAAGCAACACACCGUUUCUCGCAACAGUGGUGAAGCUGAAUACAGGAGUAUGACAUCUGUAGUAGCUGAGAUUGUGUGA
Molecule: messenger RNA, 564 nt
Organism: Nicotiana tabacum (common tobacco)
Lineage: Eukaryota; Viridiplantae; Streptophyta; Magnoliopsida; Solanales; Solanaceae
Source: RefSeq, a predicted model, not a curated record